This is a messenger RNA of Paramacrobiotus metropolitanus, 2185 nucleotides long. RefSeq names its product leucine-rich repeat flightless-interacting protein 2-like. The transcript has 7 exons. NCBI's taxonomy places the organism in Eukaryota, Metazoa, Tardigrada, Eutardigrada, Parachela, Macrobiotidae. The record is from RefSeq and is a predicted model, not a curated record. Gene Ontology annotation, biological process: regulation of DNA-templated transcription. The coding region runs from base 443 to 1669 and encodes 408 amino acids.
CGGUUUUAAUAUUGCUGCGGUUUAUCAUAAGAAACGGUAUUUCGGCUGUUGUACUGUUUGUGUAUGCAUACGCGCGUAUUGUACUGAUUAGUAUUUGCUAAAAAGUUAUUUGCUUUUGGAUUUUCGUCGGAAUCAGGAUUUUUUCGACUACCAUAAUCUCCCUAUAUUCGAGAAUCCCUGUUGAACGAAUUGUUUUCAGAAAGACGAAUCAUUCACACGAGUAUUUGCCUGAGUACGAGAUACUAACGAGCGGAACAUGCCCUAAUCUCAGUGGGAAUCUCACUAGCUGCUGCUGUUCACAUUUAUGAUCCGUUUCGCAAGUUUACGGGAACGCUAUCUUAUCCAGGAUUACUUAUGAAAUUUAUCGAAUGAUUCAGUCUUUCUAUCCAACAGUCUGGAAUAUCUGUGGAAAUCUGCGGCGUAAAGUUAAUUUAUUGGGGCAAUGUCGGGCAGACGUCGUCCGGGACAGCGGUAUUCCGCCGAGGACCAGGCCCUUUCGUCGAUUACACGAGAGGCGGAAAGUCGCUUGCAAGCCAUGAAAGCCACUCGUGCAGAAUAUCGCUCAGCUAGGAUGAAGGAAAUUGAAAAACAGCAGCGCGAAAUGGAUGACGAUCACGGCGCCGAUUCAUCCUCCCGGUCUUACCGAACAUCCAUGCCAUCCACUUUGCCGCCUCCGAGUUCCAGUCGAGUUCGCUACACUGCUUCUUACGGCUCUCGGAGGGGCAGUAGUGAUACCACGACAGAUGCUGACAAAGAUCUGAGGGAUCGUUAUAAUGAAGUCCAGGAAAAGCUGAAACAAGCCACACUGAAUAAUGCUCAACUUGACAAUGAGAAAGUCUGUUUGAAAUUUGAACUGGAGAAUAUUAAGGAUGAUAUGGAAGAGAUAGACGAGAAGCACAUUAGUUUGGUGAAGGAACAUCGGAAAAAGUGCACGGAACACGAGUUGCUUAAACGCGAUUUCGAAAAACUGCAAAGAGAUUUGGAGGCUGCCAAAUAUCAACUGGAUGUUCGAGAUCGUUUAAUUGCCGAGAACAACUUGGUGCUAGUCGGUGAGGAGAAGCCGAACGACGAGGAGGAGGACGAAAGUAUCAGCAGUAAUGCUUCGGGAAGUACUCCCAAACCAAAGCAGAAGCCUGCGCUAAUUACCAAAGAAGCUGCGGAUAUCCUUAAAGACGCGGGAGAAGGAUCUCUGGAUAAGAAGCUAAAGAAAUUAUCUGAUGAGAAACAGGAACUGACGGAUCAGCUUCACCGUUUGAAGUUAGAUUACGAGGAGGAGAAAGCUCGCGGUGCUGGACGAGAUCUGAUUGGCAAAACGCUUCAGCUCAAUGGACCGGAUUCGAAUAUAGUUGCUGCAGCCCAAAAGGAAGCAGCCCAGAAAGUCAACGAGUUCAAACUGAAGCUGCAAAAGGCGGAACAGGACAACAGUACUUUACAGGCUACAAUAAACCGGUUAGAAGGCCAGGUGAAACGUUUCAAGACUGCUGCUGAAAAAGCGGAAGCAUCCGAAGAAGAGCUGAAAGCUGAGAAGCGUAAACUUCAGCGUGAGCUUCGGGAUGCCCAAGUCAAAGCCGAAGAAUCGCAGAAUUCUUACAACCACCUGCAAAAACGCUUGGACAAGCUUAAACAAUCCAAACUGGCGGUGAUGUCUGGGGGCAAUAAGGAUGAAUAAGGAGCGCCUACUGAAAUCCUUCGAUGGUGAUGAUAUAACGCAGCUGAUUCCUCUUUGGUGCCUUAUUUGCAUAUGGAUAAUGGAAAGCGAUAUUUUUGCAUUGAGCGAGCAGAACAGCCUGCUGCGCAGUAAUGGUGAAACGAGUUCUUUCGUUGCCGUUGUGCCUGUCGAAUGGUCCACGCCGCGCCUAUUUAUGGUGUUCAUGGACUGCCGAUUUGUUCAUUUAAUAUCGUACAUAAUUUUAGAACUACAGUUUUAUCAGUUCUAGUCCACUUGUGAACCUUUUUGAAUGGUUGUCAUGUUCUUUCGGCUUGGUGUUUAACGGCUGAUGCUGUGGGGUGUUUAAUGGGCUGCUGCUGCCUUGAAGCGAGGAUACAUAUUCUGGCACUGGUUUUUAUUUUUACUUUCGUAUUUUCAACGACUAAUUUUUACUUUUUUUAGCUGUUUAUUCGAUGACUGUGUUCACUUGCCAGUUUGUAAAGGAUAAGCAUCUGUUUAAUAAAAAAUCGCUGUCAA